Messenger RNA from Dalotia coriaria, 1610 nucleotides. RefSeq names its product serine-threonine kinase receptor-associated protein wmd (gene wmd). The coding region runs from base 363 to 1358 and encodes 331 amino acids. Gene Ontology annotation, cellular component: SMN complex. Lineage: Eukaryota; Metazoa; Arthropoda; Insecta; Coleoptera; Staphylinidae. The transcript has 3 exons. Gene Ontology annotation, molecular function: RNA binding; protein binding. Gene Ontology annotation, biological process: spliceosomal snRNP assembly. The record is from RefSeq and is a predicted model, not a curated record.
CGACGAAGACGGUCACAGCGUGCUCCGUCUCUUGCAGCGCUCCCAAAUCGCGGUGUGCUAUGGCGGUGUGGUGGUGAGGCGCUAACCUUCAAUCCGCUAAUCCGGUACUCGCGGAUCGCGCUACCUUAGCGCUACCUGCGAGCCGUCGUCCCCUGCCUGUCAAAAUAGUGACUGUCCAAAUCGUGCAAGUGGCACGAGUCGUGUGCGAUUGUCUCUUGUAGUAUUCAGUAUUUGUCCGAAGAACAGACCGUGCCAUGCUAGCCGCGUGAACGCGCUGGUACAAUUUCGAAACACUUAUCCAAAAUAAAUCGUUCAAGACGGCUAUUUACGCACCCUUCCUCGCUGGCUUGCAGCCAAGCACAAUGGCCAGCAUGACCAGCCUACGCCAGACACCGCUGACCUGCAGUGGGCACACGCGCCCCGUCGUACAUCUGGACUUCAGCGGCGUGACCGACAGCGGCUACUUCUUGAUCUCGGCAUGCAAAGAUGGCAAACCGAUGCUGCGCCAAGGCGACACCGGCGACUGGAUCGGCACGUUCGAAGGGCACAAGGGGGCCGUUUGGGGUGUCGCGCUGAAUAACACCGCGACGCGCGCUGCGAGCGGCGCAGCUGACUUCAGCGGCAAGGUCUGGGAUGCAGUCAGCGGCGAACAGCUGCACUCAUUCCAGCAUAAUCACAUCGUCAAAUCCGUCGACUUCUCGCAGGACAGCGGCCUGCUCGUCACCGGCAGCAACGAGAAGCUGAUUCGGAUUUUUGAUCUCCAACAACCUGAUGCAGAUGCUGAUAGAUUUUCCGGACACACCGCUGGAAUAAAACAUGUGGUGUUCUUCCGGGACGACAAGUGCCUGCUGUCGUGCGCCGACGAUAAAACCGUGCGGGUCUGGGACCGCUCCAGCGGCACGGAGAUCCAAAAGAUCGAAUUCGCUUCCAAUCCGUCGAGUAUUGAAGUAUCGCGCGAUGGCUCCGUGAUCACCGUUUCGCAUCACAAGACCGUCACAUUCCUGGCGGCCGACAGCCUGAAAGCGAUCCGCGAAUACUCGGUGCCGUCGAAUAUCAACUCGGCGUCGCUGCAUCCGGAUAAGAGCAUCUUCGUGGCUGGUGGUGAUGACCUCAAGGUGUAUAAAUAUGACUACACCACCGGCGCCGAGAUAGAAUCGUUCAAGGGUCAUUUUGGCCCAGUGCACUGCUUGCGGUUUUCGCCCGAUGGCGAAUUGUACGCGUCUGGAUCUGAGGAUGGCACGUUGCGCCUGUGGCAGACCACAAUUGGCAAGACCUAUGGCCUAUGGAAGUGCGUCGACAGCACCACGCAGAUGGCCGACGCCGCCGUCAACACCAAGGAGGUGGUGCCCGCCAGCUAGAGGCCCACGACCGCUCCCUUCAAAUUAUGUAUUUCUUUCGAGAACUGCGCCUUAUUCGACGAAAUUAUUCGACUCAUUGAAAACUCAUGCGGAUAGGACGUAGUACUACGACGCUCGCCGACGUGAUAUCGACGUGAUUGGACUCGUAGUAGACAUCAUUUUCCAGUUAUGAUGGACUCAUUUUUCUAAUUUUCUAAAUGACUAUUUCGAUAUUCUCGAUAGUUGAUUGAAUAAAUUCAAAUCAGCGUGUGA